UGCCUUCAGUAAUCUCCCAAAGAAAAAUAACCAGGAAACUAUUCUAACUCUAUAGCUGAAAAAACAGUCUCACUUGCCUUCAUAUUCGUUGAAAUGGCAGAAGCCAGUAUUUCAGUGGAACAUGAUCAGUUCAGCUGUCCAGUUUGUCUAGAUCUAUUAAAGGAACCAGUGACCAUUAACUGUGGACACAGUUACUGUAUGAACUGCCUUACAGGCUGCUGGAAUAAGGAGGAUCAGAAGGGGGUUUACAGUUGCCCGCAGUGCAGAAAAACCUUCACCCCAAGACCAGCGUUGGGUAAAAACACCAUUUUGGCUGAAAUGGUGGAGAAACUGAAGAAGAGUAAAAUCCCUGUUGUUCCUGCUGGCUUUAGAGACGUGCAGUGCGACGUCUGCACUGGAAGAAAAAACAAAGCCAUCAAGUCUUGUCUGGUGUGUAUAGAAUCCUACUGUCAGAUUCAUUUCAAUCGUCAUGAAGAAUUUCGCUCAGGCAAACCACACAAAGUGAUUGAUGCCACUCGACGAAUCAAGCAGAUGAUCUGUCCUCAACAUGGGAAACAAGUGGAAAUCUACUGCCACACUGACAAGACCUGUAUUUGUUGCCUGUGUGCAAUGGAUAAACACAAAAAACACAGGAUGGUAACAGCCACAACAGAGAAGACAAUCAAGCAGAAAAAUCUAGAACAAACACAAAGAAACUUCAAGCAGAAAAUCCAGCAGAAAGAGAAAGAUCUUCAGGAGCUGAGAGAGGUUGUGAAAAAUCAUAAGCAAUCCACACAGACAACAAUAAAGAACAGUGAGAUGAUCUUUACUAAACUGAUCUGCUCCAUUGAAAGAAGCCGCUCUCAGGUGACGCAGGUGAUCAGAUCUCGUGAAAACGCUGUAGUGUCUAAGGCUGAAAAACUCAUGGAGGAAAUGAAACAGGAGAUUGAUGAAUUGAAGAGACAAGAUGCUGAAAUGAAGCAGCUUUUACAAACAGAGCAUCCUAUCCUUUUCCUUCAGAGCUUCCGCUUUUUCUUUCUUCCCCUUGAAUCUACAAAUUCUUUUAAGAUUGCCAUCAAUACUUACAUCUGUUUUGACGAUAUUAGAAAAUCUGUCUGUCUUCUACAAAAGAAGCUUGAGGAUUUCUGCACAGAGACGAUAAGAAAUAUAUCUGGUAAAGUGAGAUAUAUUGGGGUCAAUUUCACAUCUGAUGAGGAUGAAGAUGAGGAGGAUGAAGAUGAGGACGAUGAAGACGAGGAAGAGAAUGAUGAUGAGGAAGAGGAGGAUGACAGUGAGUAUGAAGUGUCAAAGCCUAAAUUUCUUACAGCAUCACAGUCCAGAAGUUUUAAACAAACAUGGACACAUCAAGCCUCCUCAACAUCAGAGUCAAAAUCGAGGAGCUUCAGAGAAUCAGGGUCAAAACCUGGACCCUUCCCUAAAAUAGAGUUAAAAUCCAGGAGCUUCAGGGAACCAGAGUUGCAUUCUAGACCCUCGUCAAUAACAGAAACAGGGCCCAGGGGUUUUAUAAAACCACGGUUUGGAUCUAUACCCUCCAAAUUGUCACGUGACAGAUUCUCCACACAGAAAGACUAAUGGCUCAGAACCUCCACAGCAAAAAAAAACAAAACCUACCUAGUUUUUUAGCACUGUAUCAUAAAACUAUGUAGAUUCC
Molecule: messenger RNA, 1651 nt
Organism: Danio aesculapii
Lineage: Eukaryota; Metazoa; Chordata; Actinopteri; Cypriniformes; Danionidae
Gene: ftr63
Product: finTRIM family, member 63
Exons: 6
Coding region: 94-1572 (492 amino acids)
Molecular function (GO): zinc ion binding
Source: RefSeq, a predicted model, not a curated record